GAAAAACCUUACAUUUAUUAAUCGCUGCCAAGUUUCUGACCUCUUGGAGAUGGGGACCAUCCUUAUUCCUUCCCUUCUCCAUAUAUAGACGAUUGAGUUCUACACAUUUCUUCACCAUCUCUCUCUCACUCUCCCCUGUUUCUCUCUCAGAAACUCAGUUCAUUGUCCUCCUCUCUGGGUUUAUCAGAAAUUUUAGCUGAUACACCAGACCGGCAACAUUGCCAUCGUUCCUAUUCUAUCUGCCAAUCUUGGAGGAGUUUUGAAGAGGACAAAUGGUUUUGUCUUGGGAGAUAUAAAUAAUAUCCCCCAUUUUGUUGCAGCCCAGAUCUGUCUUUCCAUUUUUUUCUCUUCUGCAUUUGGAUUUUGUUCUUUCCACUUGAAAUUAUUCUGUCUAGAUUACAUGGAGAGGUUUCUGAGAUUCAUUUCCAUGGCUCCUCUGAUUCUGCAAGUACUAUUUGUUUGUCUUCCUUGUGCUCUUGCUGGGCAUGACUACAGUCAGGCUCUGAGUAAAAGCAUUCUCUUCUUUGAAGCCCAGAGGUCAGGGUACCUUCCCAGUAGCCAGAGAGUUACUUGGAGAGGUGAUUCUGGUCUGCAUGAUGGGAAGAUUAAUGGGGUGGAUCUGGUGGGAGGUUACUAUGAUGCAGGGGACAACGUGAAGUUUGGACUCCCCAUGGCCUUCACCCUAACAAUGAUGUCCUGGAGCAUGGUUGAGUACAGGAAGCAAAUGGCUGCCAAUGGAGAGCUUGGCCAUGCCAUGGAAGCUCUUAAAUGGGGAACUGACUACCUCAUUAAAGCUCACCCACAACCCUAUGUCUUGUACGGACAGGUGGGAGAUGGGGACAGUGACCAUUACUGCUGGCAACGGCCGGAGGAUAUGACGACGAAUCGGCAAGCAUACAAGAUCGACGUGAACAACCCGGGAUCUGACCUCGCCGGAGAAACUGCGGCGGCAAUGGCUGCAGCUUCCAUCGUCUUCCGCCAUUCUAAUCCCUCUUACGCCAACGAGCUACUCACACACUCUAAGCAGCUUUUCGAAUUUGCGGACAAAUACAGGGGCAAAUACGACAGUAGUAUUCAAGUGGCGCAGAAAUACUACAGAUCCUACAGCGGUUACGAAGAUGAGUUGCUAUGGUCUGCCGCCUGGUUGUAUCAAGCAACCAACGAAGAGUAUUACCUAGACUACCUGGGUCAAAAUGGUGACUCCUUGGGUGGGACCGGUUGGUCUAUGACUGAAUUCGGAUGGGAUGUCAAGUAUGCUGGUGCCCAAGUUCUGGUUUCCAAGUUCUUAACGGAAGGGAAGGGACAAAAAUACGCGACAGUAUUCGAGAAAUACCAGCAGAAGGCAGAGUAUUUCAUGUGUUCUUGCCUUGGGAAGGGAAGCCGUAAUGUGCAGAAGACCCCUGGAGGUCUCCUCUUCCGUCAAAGGUGGAAUAAUAUGCAAUUCGUCACUACUGCUUCAUUUCUCGCCACCGUCUACUCCGACUACAUCACCUCCGCUCGUAAAUCCAUCUCCUGCCCUUCAGGCUCUGCUUCCGCCUCUGACCUUCUCAACUUCGCCAAGUCUCAGGUGGAUUACAUUCUUGGAGACAAUCCAAGGGCCACUAGUUACAUGGUGGGCUAUGGUAACAAUUACCCACAACAGGUUCACCACAGGGCAUCUUCCAUUGUCUCAAUUAAGGUCAACCCAACCUUUGUUACCUGCCGUGGAGGAUAUGGCACUUGGUUUAGCCGCAAGGCCAGUGAUCCCAAUCUCUUAACUGGCGCCAUCGUCGGUGGCCCUGAUGCCUAUGACAACUUUGCCGAUCAGAGGGACAAUUAUGAGCAGACAGAGCCUGCUACGUACAACAAUGCUCCUCUUUUUGGGGUUUUGGCCCGACUUAGUUCUGCCAAUGGCGGAUACAAUCAGCAACUACCUGAAGCUUCUCCGGCUAAGUCUGUUAUUACCAAACCAAGUUCAACUUCUCCUUUAACAAUCGAGCAAAAGGCUACAUCCUCAUGGACCUCAAAGGGCAGAACCUAUUACAGAUACUCGGCAGUGGUGACCAACGUUUCAGGGAAGACUAUGAAGGACCUCAAACUUUCCAUAUCCAAACUUUAUGGUCCUCUUUGGGGCCUUUCAAAGUCAGAGGAAGCCUAUGGAUUUCCAUCAUGGCUCAAGUCUUUAGAUGCCGGCAAGAACUUCGAAUUCGUUUACAUCCACUCAGCAUCUCUCGCAGAUGUAUCCGUCUCUAGUUACACAUUGCAGUAGAGAGAGACAAGGAAAGGAAAUUUACAAAAGAGAAGAAAAAGGAGUAAUUUUCUUUGGUUUUUCAUUUGGGUAUAGACCAAGAAAUUGUGCAGGUACAGUGAGAGAGAGAGAAGUGGCAGUCCAGAAAAAGGGUUCUUGUCCUCUUCUCUUCUCUGUUAAAACAGAUUAUAAAUCCUUUUGAUGUGGGGUUUUAAGUUGUAAGGUUUCAGCUGAAGCUUAUGUCUUUAACAAGAAUUGACAGGGCCAGAAGGGGAGAAAGGAGUGAAGAGACAAAAAAAGAAGUGCUCAUCCUCGUUCUCCUCCACCUCAUUAGUCACAGAGAGAGAGAGAGAGAGAGAGAAGUCCUUUGUUUCUUUGUAUUUAAAAGAACUUCACAGGUUUUUGUGUAUUGGUUGUAAGCUUUACAACUUUUUUGUUUGUCACUCCAGAUGAAUAUAGUUUGUGCCAUGAAAUCUUGUUUUA
This is a messenger RNA of Macadamia integrifolia, 2710 nucleotides long. RefSeq names its product endoglucanase 6-like. The record is from RefSeq and is a predicted model, not a curated record. Gene Ontology annotation, molecular function: carbohydrate binding; hydrolase activity, hydrolyzing O-glycosyl compounds. Bases 401 to 2248 code for a protein of 615 amino acids. Lineage: Eukaryota; Viridiplantae; Streptophyta; Magnoliopsida; Proteales; Proteaceae. Gene Ontology annotation, biological process: carbohydrate metabolic process. The transcript has 8 exons.